AAAGAACCUGUUUUUAAUAUUGAGUUCCUGGGGUCUCAGCAUCCACUCUAGGUGGCGUAGUUGGCUACAAAAGUUAAAUAUAUGUUAUAGACACAUUUGGCCACUGACAUAAUUUGGCGCAGUCGGCAGGAUUCAGAUACGGGAACGGUGGAACAGCACUUGAUAGAAUAUUAAAAAAAAAUAUAUAAUAAUGAUGAUGCCAGUGUUUCCUGGUGCCCCUUGGGUGCCCAAGUUUACGGGUGCUGAUUGUGAUUUGAAGUAUGGAGAUUGGAAAGAACAAAUGCAAGGGCUUUUAGAAGCACAAGAAGUACCUGAAGCAAAGAAAGUUAAAAUUUUAGUGGGUGCCCUGGGUGGUGAUGCAAAGCGGGAAAUAAGCGUUUUGGCUGAUGGAGAUAGGGAUAAAGCCAAUACGAUUUUUGAGCAUUUAGACACUUUGUAUGCUGGAGAAAUACCUCUUCCUGUCCUUAGGUCACAUUUUUUUAGUUGCAGACAGAGACAAGAUGAAUCUUUUAAGAUGUUUGUGUUGCGAUUACGAGAACUCUAUUGUAGGUUGCGGCGACGUAGUCCAGAAGGGGCCCUUGUUGAAGAUCAACAAGGUGGGCCUGGUAGGGUUGAUUCUCGCUUACAGGAGACUGACUGGAAAGCUGAAUUAAAGCGAGACAUUCUGGAGGAAGUUAAAGGACAGAUGCGAGAACUGACACAGGAAAUGAUGAAGGAGCUGAAGUCAUCUAGUCCAGUGGCACAAUUAAAUCAUGCACAACCUAAUUAUGUACCUUUCCAGCCACAAACUGUUUCUUCUAGGCGACGAAGGGGGCAGUCUUCCUUGAAUAUGUGGGAUGCAGAGGGGAGGCCGAUCUGCCGGCGUUGUCAACAGUCAGGACAUAUAGCAAGGUAUUGCAAGGAAAGUGUGCUGCCUAAUGGAGAUUUAAACUAAUUUGCCCUGCUGCAGAGGUCCAGGCGGUGGGGCCAGUAAGAUUAUCAGAAAAUUCAAGGACCAUUUCUUCUUUCAUUGGUGGCUGUCCGAUGGUGAGUGUUAUGAUUCAGAACAUUAAGUGUACAGGAUUGUUGGACACCGGCUCUCAAGUCACGCUGAUGCAACAGAGUAUGUUUGAGGAGAAGUUCCCUCAGUAUAAGUUGGGCCAAGCCCCUGUUUUGAUUUUAAGAGCUGCAAAUGGCCUAGAAAUCCCCUAUAUUGGAUAUGCUUCGUUUGAUUUUAAUGUUGCUGGAGUUCAAGUUUCAGAGCGGGGUGUUGUCAUUGUAAAAGACGAAUUUUCUACAAACCCUUUAAUAAUUGGUAUGAACGUAAUUUCACAAUGUUGGAGUGCUCUCUUUCAGAAUGAGGUGCAGUCUUCAUCUUUGUUCCAGAGUACCAGAGAACGACAAGCAUGGCAGCAGGUCAUGGCAGUUUGUCAGCGUGUUGCAGCAUGCACUCACGAAGAUGGGUUACUGGGCAAUGUGUGGUUGGCUAACAGACGAGGUGUACGUGUUCCACCAAGGAGUGAAGUUAUGGUCUGGGGACGUGCUCGAAUGGGUCUGCGACAGCGUGAUUACUGUGGACUUGUGGAGCCUGUGUCUGAACAACCUGUGGCUGCUGCACGAACAAUUGCCAUGGUAAGGGGUGGUAGAAUCCCUGUGAGACUCUGUAAUAUACAUCCAUACAGUGUUUUCGUAGGAAAAUAUCAGAAGCUUGGACGGCUAUAUGAAAUCAAUAGCUCUGAUAUUCAUGGCUGCAGGGACCUUGGAUUAACCUUGAAUACUGAAGGCAUUGUGGAGGUGAGGCUUACUGAAGCUAGCCUCCUCGUAGAAGAUGCAGUUUCCCCUGAUAUACUUUUGAGAAAAUGGUCUAAAGUUUUCUCUGAGAGUGAGUUGGAUGUGGGGUACACAGAAGUGGUACAGCAUAGGAUCCACACUGGAAAUGUGCCUCCCAUUUGGGAGAGGUUUCGACCAUUGCCUCCUAUGAUGUAUCAAGAAAUGAAAGCCUUGCUGGCUGACAUGUUGAAUAAGGGAGUCAUUUCUGAGAGUGCUAGUCCAUGGGCAGCCCCAGUGGUGAUGGUGAAGAAAAAGGAUGGGAGUUGGUGAUUCUGUGUGGACUAUAGGAAAUUGAACGCCGUCACCCACAAAUAUGCUUUUCCUCUUCCCAGAAUUGAGGAGACUCUGACCACUUUGAAGAAGGCUGAGUGGUUCAGUACUCUGGACCUAGCAAGUGGGUAUUGGCAGGUGCGUUUAGACCCAGAAGAUCGUCCUAAGACUGCCUUCGCCAACCCUUUGGUGCUAUACGAAUUUCGGCGUAUGCCUUUUGGUCUGUGCAAUGGACCUGCCACA
Molecule: messenger RNA, 2322 nt
Organism: Cyprinus carpio (common carp)
Lineage: Eukaryota; Metazoa; Chordata; Actinopteri; Cypriniformes; Cyprinidae
Exons: 2
Coding region: 1024-2079 (351 amino acids)
Source: RefSeq, a predicted model, not a curated record